GAAUAUAGUUACGAAGAAAAUUUUAUGUAUGUCAAAUUUUAAUACUUUUUUCUUCUUAUCUUCGUUAUCGCCAGUGUUAUCUACGACGUACAACCUAUUUUCCGAGGUCGGUGGAUACUUAUAUUUUUCUUACUUAACCUAAGCUUUAUCGAACGAACUUUCAGCGCGUGCAAUAUUUUAUCCCCGUCCCUUAACACAUUUUCGUUAACUUCUAGACAUUCAAAAGAUACUUGAUAACCGAUGGCUGAAAAAACAAAGAAAUUCAGCGAAGCAAAGGGUUAAUUAUAUUAACACAGAAUACUUUUAGAGAUUCGCAAACAGAAAGCUACGAACUGAUUAUAUUAGUGAAUAAGAUGGAGCGAGAGAGAAUUUCGAAAGGCGAAUGGGAAACACAAACUGAAAGGAUCAAAGGGACCGAGGAAAGAAAUAUGGUACGGGAAAGUGAAAGGGGAACGUUUAAAGUAACGAAGCAGGUCGAUCUUGAGAAAGCUUGUGAGAAUGUGAAGCAACGUGAGGAAGAUAAUCCUGAGAAAUUUACAGUGGCGAAGGAGCAAGAUCGAGCAGUAAAAUGCAUCGAAGGAACAUCGACCCCUAAUAACGCGAAUAUUCGGAAGCAGAAGCAUCUCCAGCUGCUAAGAAGAGACGCCAUCGAAAUUCGACAGCUUCAAGAGGCGUUACGUGCCGCUCGUGUAGCCAAGGUGUUGCAGAAGCAAUUGGAGGAAAAAGAGUGCAUGCGAGAGAGGGCAAAGUGCAUAGAGAGAGAGGAAGCAAAGGUCAUUAGAGAUUGGUACCAGAGCGAAGAGUUCCAAAGGAAACAAGAGCAGGAGUACUUGGCGAAGAGACUGAAGUACAGGGAAGAUCUUCAGAACCAACUGGUGAACAAUUACUGGAUGAGACAACAGAGAGACGAAGAGCGUCAGCGGGAACGUAAAUUGGUCGAUGAGGUAAAUGAAGUCCUCGAAGAAGAAAAUCAAAAGGUGAGAGAAGAGAAGAGAGCAACGGCCGUUCACUUGAUGGGGGAGCGAGAUGCUUUUUUCAAGGCCAAAGAAAUGUGGAAGGAAAAGGAAAAGACACGUCUACAGGAUGAGUACGUUCGUAUAGGGCGCGUGGCUGCUGAAAAGGAAGAAGAGGAGAAGAAGCGUGCGAGAGUGAAGACCAACACAGACACCGCGAAGCAGGAAUCGAUAGAGCGUAUGGCUAGACAAACUCUUGACGAUGUGUACAGGAAGAGAGAACGCGAAGAAUUCGCUAAAGAGCUCUACGAGGAGAAAAUGAGGACCGAGGAAGCAAAUUGGCAGAAGAACAAAUGGUUGGAAAAGGAACGUGUGAAAAUGGAGUUGCUGGCGGACAUGGAAAUGCAGAAGGAAUUGAUAGAGGAACGUAGGAACUAUGAUGCAGCCAUGGACAGGAGCUAUGCUAGACAGUUGGCUGAGGAGUACGAAGCUGCCCUGAAGAAGGAUAACAGGGAGAAUGAAGCCCGACGUGAAAAAAAUGUUCGCUACGGCAUGGAACUGAAGGCAGCGAUAGCCGAGCGAAGGGCCCUUCACGCUGUUGAGAUCUUACGAAAACAAGCAUGCACGAGGCACGACCAGGAACUCGACAACUUCAGGAGGAAGGAAAUAGCCAAUGAACGUGCUCGAAUGCUGCUUGAGUACGCACCGGAUCUCAAGGGGUUCCUUAAGCCUGGAAUAAUACUGAACGGAAGAGAUGAUAGCGGCACGUGUAUGGCAGAAUGUUGAAAAUAAGCUGUAUACAAAAAAAUUAUAUUCGCGAAGAACAUCUGACGAAUUUUUCUUGCUAUUCAUCAUCUGUGGGCGUGUAGAAUAUUUGGACUUUUUUUUCUUAAAUUUAUUAAGUAUUGGAUAGAUAUUUGAGUACUUGGAGGAAAGGUUGAAUUCGAUAACAGUGAACUAUCGUUUGGGAGUUAUCGCGAGAAAUCGGCCUCUGGGACAGUUGGAGCUGGUGGAGGCCUAUUUGUCAUGACUAUCAGAUAUCCGUUAUCCUUCUUAUCAGAGAAAUAGCCAGUGGGGAUCGAUGGGUCCUCUAUAAUGGAGCAUUAGGCAGGUAAACGUUGUGGAAUUGCGACUUGAUGCGUGCCGUGGGAUCUUUUUAACCGUUCGUCUGUCUUGCGUUGCAAUCGACUGACUCCAAAUCGAUCAAGGACUUCUGUAGAAUGAUCCGACCUUUUUUUUUCAUCCCUUACUAUCACCCUACCGAAUAUGUAAAAUAUCAGUAAAAGUACUUUGGAUCGGAAUAUACCACUUUGUAUCGAAUCGAUGUCCCCUGAAAUGGCAUUCUAAUAUAAAAAAUUGUGUUAGACCCUAACCGUUUAUAUGGUAUUCGA
Molecule: messenger RNA, 2344 nt
Organism: Cephus cinctus (wheat stem sawfly)
Lineage: Eukaryota; Metazoa; Arthropoda; Insecta; Hymenoptera; Cephidae
Product: trichohyalin-like
Exons: 5
Coding region: 354-1739 (461 amino acids)
Biological process (GO): cilium organization
Cellular component (GO): motile cilium
Source: RefSeq, a predicted model, not a curated record